Phalaenopsis equestris is the source of this 370-nucleotide messenger RNA. Its product is annotated as expansin-A16-like. Gene Ontology annotation, biological process: plant-type cell wall organization. NCBI's taxonomy places the organism in Eukaryota, Viridiplantae, Streptophyta, Magnoliopsida, Asparagales, Orchidaceae. The annotation marks the transcript as partial. The record is from RefSeq and is a predicted model, not a curated record. The transcript has a single exon.
AUGGCGACCAUAAUCUCUGCCAUCCUUCUCUUCUCCUUCUUCCCCUCCCCAUCCUUCUCCGCCCCGAUCGAUGAUAAAUGGAGCUUAGCAACCGCAACAUACACCAGAACCCCCUUCCAGGCCGGAGGAGGAGCGUGCGGCUACACCUUAGAAGCAGAGGACCGGCCGGAAUGGAUGUCGGAAUUGGGGCGGAACACGGCGGCGCUGAGCGGCGAACUUUUCCGGCGAGGAGAGGUUUUCGGUUCCUGGUUCGAACUCCGAUGCGUCGAUCACAUACUCUUCUGUCUCCGAGGAAGCCCUUCCGUUACCGUCACCGCCGUCGAUUUCUGCGCGCCUAACUACGGCCUCCCCUCCGUCGACGGCGGGGGGG